UUAGCUGCUGCUGCCGCCGCCGCCGCGUGCAGAACCAUUGUCAGUCCUUUUGCCGAUGAAGUCGACAACACUCAAGUCUCCCACAGUGUAUUUGAACUCUUCCGCAAAUCAACAUAUGGUGGAAGGGCGUUCGCCGAUCGUGUUAAACCUAAUUCAACAAAGGCCGUCUCCAGUGUUGUUGAGACCCUCCUGGAGCUUGUCCUUUUUGAGCGAGAGGCCGCCCUUAAAGAGGGUGACGAAAAUUCGGCGCUGGUGAAACGACUUGGAGACCUAGCAAUGCAUCUGCUCAGGGACUCUUCGGUAAGUCCUCGUUACACUUUUCGUGCCCCUGCACACUCUUAA
Molecule: messenger RNA, 342 nt
Organism: Dibothriocephalus latus
Lineage: Eukaryota; Metazoa; Platyhelminthes; Cestoda; Diphyllobothriidea; Diphyllobothriidae
Source: the annotation of a GenBank genome assembly